CCAUCCGAACUAUCGUGAUAAAAUGUAGUUUACAUUAUGAUUUUAUUGUUGUUGGUUUUGUCGUUUUGUACCGCUCUGUGCAUUGAAGACGACAUAGGCUACGGAUUGAACAUUGGGAAUGCCAUUGAUUUGUUCGCGAACUAUGGCGAUCUGUCGCAAGUCACUCAAGUCGUCUCGGCGGACUAUGAAAUGGAAGAUGAACCCAUUAUCCCCUUCAGCGAGAAGAACAUUCGCGUCUUCGCGAAUGUGUCCAGUAGAAUCGUAAUGGGCGACAGCAUCACCAACAUAGACGUCCUGCUCUGCGAAAACUUUGAAGAUCUACUCAAUGUGUAUUUUCAGAAUUUCAAAAUUGAGGGGACCAGCAAACCUUGGAAGGCAUUCCUCGGCGAUUGGAUUCACGAUGAGAUAAUGAGGACUUUCGGCAUUGAAUACGACAUGAAGUCGGACAACUGCUGCUACGUUCUGGUGAAGCUGACCAAGAAGCAUCGUACCGUAGAGCUUGAAGACCUGGAAGGUAUCCGGGUCAGGGCGUACAUACAGAGAGCUAUCGACAAACUAGACAUCAACGAUCCGGCAGAAAUAAGACGAUUUAUGAAGAGCUACGGCACCCACUAUAUUGAAUCUUUUGUGACAGGCAAUUUUAUUUAUCAGGUAUUCAAAUACAAACGGUCAGGCUACAAUAGACUGAGGUCGUACAUUAGAAUAAGAAACAGUCGCCCCACUCUACCUGACAACCUCAGGUUUUAUUUCUCGUCUUAUUACUUGAAGCACGUCGGCGACAUCAAAGUGGCGAGCGGUAAUAAAACAGUGGAGUUUUGGGCGCGGCGUAAUCUCAGAGACAGCCAGUAUCUGUAUUCACGUCCCAGUCUACUUCGUCUGUAUUACAACACGAAUCUUCUUUACCAACUCAAUGACAUGCUAGACCACGGCGCUCUGAUUGGCCUUAAACUCAAAACUUUAAGACCCAUGUUCGAAGACAGUGCAAUGGCCGAAAAAUUCGCGGAAAUCGUUGAAAACGACCUGCAGUUAUGGGAAAUCAAUGCUUAGUACAAUAAACUUAAGGUGGUUAACGCUUUGAAAGCAUUGUAUUAGUGACGCACCAGUAGCUGCAUUAAAUCGUGGGUAGAAUUAAUGUAAUAUUAUUUUGUUAAUAAACGAAUUGUUAUUAUGAAAUGAACUCUUAAA
Molecule: messenger RNA, 1185 nt
Organism: Bombyx mandarina (wild silkworm)
Lineage: Eukaryota; Metazoa; Arthropoda; Insecta; Lepidoptera; Bombycidae
Product: torso-like protein
Source: RefSeq, a predicted model, not a curated record